UCCAAUUUCGAUGGAUGUAUCCAUUUGAGAGGUUCUUAUAUCAUUUGAAGAAAAAAGUGAAGAAUAAGGCAUGUGUUGAAGCUUCAAUUUGUAAUGCAUAUAUUGUGGAAGAAGUGACAACAUUUGCAUCAUACUAUUUUGAGCCGCACGUGCAGUGCAAGAGGCGGAGAGCAGGAAGAAAUGAUGAGGGUCCCAUCGAUCCCAAUUGCAAAUCAUUCUCUAUUUUCAAUUAUCUCGGUCGACCAAGCGGCGCAUGUCAGUUUCGUUGCUUAACAGGCGAAGAACGGCAGGCAGCCCAUACCUAUAUUUUACUGAACUGUCCAGAAGUGGAGCCAUACUUCCAGAUUUUUCAAAAUUCAAUGUAUGGACUACCACCAAAAGAGUUCGACCGUUUAUGCGAUGAACAAUUUGCAGCAUGGUUCAAAACAUAUGUUCACAGUAAUCAUGAUCAAGUUGAAGAGCAAGGAUUACUAUAUUAUCUGUCAUGGGGUCCACAGUCAAGCAUACGAAGUUGGCCAGCAUAUUUCAUAAACGGGUACAAUUUUCACACUCGAGAAUAUGGAAUGGAAAAAGCCACAAUGAAUAGUGGUGUGUGUGUUCGGUCAUCCAAUUGUGGUAGUUCAAAAGAUGAUUUUUAUGGCUUGUUGGAUGAAAUCAUCGAGAUAGAGUACCCCGGACCAUUAAUGCGGGUUGUGUUAUUUAAGUGCAUGUGGUUCGACCCCGUCAAAGGAACGAAGGUACAUACGAAGUUUAAUUUGGUUGAAAUAAAUCACAAGAAAAGGUAUAAGAAAUAUGAACCAUUUGUGUUGGCACAACAAGCAAUUCAAGUAUAUUAUGCAUCAUAUCCUAGUUUGAAACGUGACAAAGCUGAUUGGUGGGCUGUAUGUAAAACCAAAGCACGAAGAAAAAUCGAGGAACACUUGGAAGGAUACUGA
Syzygium oleosum is the source of this 935-nucleotide messenger RNA. RefSeq lists its product as uncharacterized. The record is from RefSeq and is a predicted model, not a curated record. The coding region runs from base 15 to 935 and encodes 306 amino acids. NCBI's taxonomy places the organism in Eukaryota, Viridiplantae, Streptophyta, Magnoliopsida, Myrtales, Myrtaceae. The transcript has 4 exons.